Ambispora leptoticha is the source of this 438-nucleotide messenger RNA. NCBI's taxonomy places the organism in Eukaryota, Fungi, Glomeromycota, Glomeromycetes, Archaeosporales, Ambisporaceae. The record is from the annotation of a GenBank genome assembly.
AUGGGUGUUGGAUAUGCUGAAGAUCUCGUGGUUUGUGUAGCACUAGGCAUUGACAUGUUUGAUUGCGUCUUUCCUACUCGCACUGCAAGAUUCGGCAAUGCUCUAACAUCAAAGGGAACACUUAAUAUAAAAUCAAAUAAAUUUGCUCAUGAUUUUUCCCCGAUCGAAGAAACCUGCGACUGCAUAACAUGCAAAUCAUUUACAAGGGCUUACAUUCAUACGCUCGCCACUCGAGAAACAGUUGGUUGCCAUCUGCUCACACUUCAUAAUCUCUCGUAUCAAUUACGACUGAUGCGAAGCAUUCGUGAAGCGAUUAUUGAGGAUCGAUAUCCAGAAUUUAUUCAGAAAUUUUUUAAAGAGCUGUUUGGUGGGCGUGAAAAGUAUCCAGAGUGGGCUGUUAACGCGUUGAGAAGCGUGAAUAUUGAGUUGUUGCCAUAA